AUGUACCCGCAUACUAUAAUCCUCGAACUUGGCUAUCGCAUGGACUGGAAUCGUCCUGGCACGAACUGGGAUGUUGAACAGUGCCAGGUUCCAGAUAGAGAGGAUCUUCCCCCCCCAACCUUCACCACGCACAAUGCCCAUCCAUCAGCGCCAUUCCCUCCUCCACGGUUUACCAUCCUGGGCCUGGCCGUCCAUUGGCAAUUGCGAGUCUUGAUAGACCCAAUGAAUGCCACAGACGGGAAAACCCCCCGGUCGUCCUGCACGACCAGGCCAAAGUUUAAACGAGAGGUUCGUCCGCGCUUGCAGCAGGCCCAUCGCCCAACGGUCCCGUCGCCAACCACGCCGCCCCGAUCGCUGGCCGAUGCGACGCCGUCUGCGCUGGAGUGGCGCCGCUCGUUCCCCCGCCCGCCGGGGACCCGCGCGACCGACCAAUCGCCUGAUGCAUCCAUCGGACUGGUCACUUCUGACGGAAUGAACGGCGGGGCUAGGGUGGUCGUGCAUGCUGAGACAGGACCAUGA
This is a messenger RNA of Penicillium canariense, 519 nucleotides long. RefSeq lists its product as uncharacterized. NCBI's taxonomy places the organism in Eukaryota, Fungi, Ascomycota, Eurotiomycetes, Eurotiales, Aspergillaceae. The record is from RefSeq and is a predicted model, not a curated record. The transcript is spliced from 2 exons. Bases 1 to 519 code for a protein of 172 amino acids.